Messenger RNA from Nymphaea colorata (pocket water lily), 3953 nucleotides. RefSeq names its product acetyl-coenzyme A carboxylase carboxyl transferase subunit beta, chloroplastic. The transcript has a single exon. Bases 152 to 1612 code for a protein of 486 amino acids. Gene Ontology annotation, biological process: fatty acid biosynthetic process. Gene Ontology annotation, molecular function: acetyl-CoA carboxylase activity. The record is from RefSeq and is a predicted model, not a curated record. Gene Ontology annotation, cellular component: acetyl-CoA carboxylase complex. NCBI's taxonomy places the organism in Eukaryota, Viridiplantae, Streptophyta, Magnoliopsida, Nymphaeales, Nymphaeaceae.
CACUUCUUAUUAUUAGUAUUAGAGUAUGAGAUAAUAAUCCUAAGAAUUGGAUCCAUAUGCUUAUUCCGAUCGGAAAUGAAAUAGUAGAUUAUUCAGCGAAUGACUAUUCAUAUAUUGUAUUGUAUUUCCAAACAGGAGGCGGAGGGGCUUUAUGGAAAAAUGGUGGUUAAAUUCAAUGUUGUCUAAUGAGGAUUUAGGGCGCAGGUGUGGACUAAGUGCGAGUCUUGGCCCUAUUGGAAAUACCAGCGGGAGUGAAGAACCCAUUAUAAAUGAUAGUGAGAAAAACGUUAAUAGUUGGAGUGGUAGGGGCAGUUAUAGUUGCAGUAAUGUUGAUUAUUUACUCAACUUGGGCGGUGUCAAGGACGUUUGGAGUCUCAUCUCUGGUGAGACUUUUUGGGUUAGGGAUAGUAAUGGUGACAGUUAUUCCAUAUAUUUCGAUAUUGAAAAUCAGAUUUUUGAGAUUGACACUGAUAGUUACUUUCUGGGUGAACUAGAAAGUUUAUUUUCUAGUUAUCUGAAUCUAAAUAAUGGGUCUAAGAGUUACAAUCGCUAUUAUGAUCAUUACGUGUAUGAUACUAGGCAUAGUUGGAAGAGUCACAUAAAUAGUUGCAUUGACAGUUAUAUUCGUUCUGAAACCAAUAUGGAUAGUUGCAUUCCAAAUGGUAGCAACAAUUCAAGUGACAAUUACAUUUAUAGUUACAUUUGUAGCGAUAGUGAAAGGGGUAGUGACCGUGGGAGCUCCAAUCUAAAAACUAGUGGUGUUAGUGACAGUGAUUUCGGAAGACAUAAUGAUUUAGAUAGAAAUAAAAGAUACAGACAUUUAUGGGUUCAAUGUGAAAAUUGUUAUGGAUUAAAUUAUAAGAAAUUUUUUAGUUCAAAAAUGAAUAUUUGUGAACAAUGUGGAUACCACUUGAAAAUGAGUAGCUCAGAUAGAAUCGAACUUUUGAUUGAUCCAGGCACUUGGGCCCCUAUGGAUGAAAACAUGGUCUCUAUGGACCCUAUUGAAUUUCAUUCUGAGGAGGACCCUUAUAGGGAUCGUAUCAAUUCUUAUCAAAUAGAGACGGGUUUGGCUGAGGCUGUUCAAACAGGCAUAGGCAAACUCAAUGGUAUUCCUAUAGCAAUUGGUGUUAUGGAUUUUAAGUUCAUGGGGGGUAGUAUGGGAUCCGUAGUAGGCGAGAAAAUUACACGUUUGAUCGAGUAUGCUACUGAUAGAUCUCUCCCAGUUAUUAUGGUGUGUGCUUCUGGAGGAGCGCGCAUGCAAGAAGGAAGUUUGAGCUUGAUGCAAAUGGCUAAAAUAUCUUCCGCUUUAUACAAUUAUCAAUCAAAUAAAAAAUUAUUCUAUGUAUCAAUCCUUACAUCCCCUACAACUGGUGGAGUGACAGCCAGUUUUGGUAUGUUGGGAGAUAUCAUUAUUGCCGAACCCAAUGCUUACAUUGCAUUCGCGGGUAAAAGAGUAAUUGAACAAACAUUGAAGAAGACAGUACCUGAGGGUUCACAAGUAGCGGAGUAUUUAUUCAAUAAGGGUUUAUUUGAUCCAAUCGUACCGCGUAAUCUUUUAAAAGGUGUUCCGAGUGAGUUAUUUCAGUUCCAUGGGUUCUUUCCCCGCCCUUGAACUUGAACCAAAGAAAUUCAAGUCAAAAAAGUAGUAGAGCGAUAGAUUUAGUUAUUUGUAGGCAAAAAAGUAGUUCAUUUCGUUUAUCAGAAUUGAAGUAGCAAGGAUGGAGCUUUCUUUGCUGGCAUAAAGACAAUUUGUAAUUGUAGUGAAGUAGUAAGAAUCAGAAGUUUCAGAGGAUUUUUUCUCCAGAUCCAUCUUUUCUUUUAUCCUACCUUUACUAAUGAGUAAUCAGAUCAGGGACGGACCCUUUAGCAACAGAGCAGGAUAAAAGAUCAAAGUAGUGUCUUUUUCCUUCGGAGAAAUCCAAAUUAGAGAAAUCCAAAAAAGCCCCCUUCCCCUUGUUACAUAUCAAAUGUUCCAACCUAACUAAGAUAUAGAAAUCAAUAUGCAACACUUCUAUAUCUCCCGAGAAUCAUACAUUUGUAAUAUGAAUCCUUGUUGGAUCAAAUUAUAACGAAUCCUUGAGAAGAAAUUUGUUUAGAAACAUAAGGGAGGAAUAAGAAUAAUAAGAUUCUCUUCUCAUACAUAUAUUUCCCGGAAAAGGAUGGGUAAGUACACUAAUUUCUAUUUAGUUUAGAUCCACAUUCUUUGCACUCAUAUUCUAAUAACUUAGAAUAUUAUAUUAAUAUACUUAUAAUUAUAAUAUAUAAUUAUAAUAGAUAUCUUUAUAACAAAGAGAAGUAUCAAUUAAAUACACCGAGGCACCGAUUCUAUGACAGAUCUCAACUUACCCUCUAUUUUUGUGCCUUUAGUAGGCCUAUUAUUUCCGGCAAUUGCAAUGGUUUCUUUAUUUUUCCAUGUUCAAAAAAACAAGAUUGUCUAGAUAUGAUGGGCUCCAAUCUCAUCAAUUUAUUUCAAUCUUUGGAUCAUAAUACAGAUUUUCAUUUCAUUUAAUGGGAAUGGUACGACAUGCGGCUUCGGACUUCGGACACAAACCACAAAUGUAAAUAGAUGAUCAUAUGGAUCAAUCCAUGUUUAUGCAUCUAUAGCUCGACUUUUAUUUCAACGGGUCGAUCGGAUAUCUGGAAUAUAUAUUAUGUAUGAUAAUGAUAUGUAAAUAGAUAUAUCUAGAUCAUAUGAAUGAGGGUGAUGCUAGUUUGAAUGGGUGGAGAUGUUAGUUCUAUCUAACUGAUUUGAUGAAUGAAUCCUGAUUGAUGAUUUACAUCGUGAUAGUAUUAGCGGAUGAAAGUUACUUUGGGAGCCAAAAAACUCAUUUUGAUGAUUCUCUCAAUUCCAAUAGAAUGAAACUCGAUCUAAUCUAGUAUGAAUUGGCGAUCAGAACAUAUAUGGAUAGAACUUAUAACGGGUUCUAGAAAAAUAAGUAACUUCUGCUGGGCCUGUAUCCUUUUUUUAGGUUCACUAGGAUUUUUAUUGGUUGGAACUUCCAGUUAUUUUGGUAGGAAUCUGAUAUCCUUAUUCCCAUCUCAGCAAAUCGUUUUUUUUCCACAAGGGAUCGUAAUGUGUUUCUACGGUAUCGCGGGUCUAUUCAUUAGCUCCUAUUUGUGGUGCACAAUUUUGUGGAGUGUAGGUAGCGGUUAUGACAAAUUCGAUAGAAAAGAAGGAAUAGUGUGUAUUUUUCGUUGGGGAUUUCCUGGAAGAAAUCGUCGCAUCUUCUUUCGAUUCCGUAUAAGAGAUAUCCGUUCGAUCAGAAUAGAAGUGAAAGAGGGUCUUUUUCCUCGCCGUGUCCUUUAUAUGGAAAUUGGGGGCCGGGGAGACAUUCCAUUGACGCGUACCGAUGAGAAUUUAACUCCACGAGAAAUUGAACAAAAAGCUGCCGAAUCGGCCUAUUUUUUGCGCGUACCAAUUGAAGUAUUUUGAAAUGAAACAAAGAAAUCGAGGAAUGAGUGCUCCUCGUCACGAGGGAGAGGGAGGGAACCCAAGAAUCCCUUUUUCUUUUUUUCUUUUAAUAUAACUAUAACUGAUGUUUCGCUCCUUUGAUGAAAACAUUUAGUUAAAUCCUAUUUCCCACAUCCCGAUGGAAAUACCAUGUCCUGCGUACCAUGGAGCAGGUGGACUUAUGGAACAAUCAUACCAUGAAGUGAUUUUAGUCCAUCAAAACUAUUUUUCAUGCGUAUGAAAUUCCACUGAAUUCUUUCAUUUUCAUAUUAUUAACAAGUUUCAUAAGUAUGUAUUCAUCACAUAUAUCAGGUCAGAGUACAGAAUCCAUAUUUUAGGAUUUUAGGACCAAUAUUUCGAAUCAAUACAUUACAUUAUAUAUAGAUGAAGAUAAGAAUAGAUGAAGAUAAGAUGGAUCAUACCCAGUAAAUUAUCCCUCUUUUGUCACCUUUCUUUUUAUUCAUCUUUCUUAAUGCUUGUUUCUUGAUGACCAAACAAUUGG